UUGAGAGAGCCGUGAGAUGGAAGAACGAUGAGGCCGUGCAACCGUGGAGCGCAGAUGCUCGUCACUACAGCUGGAGCGUUUGCUGCGUUCAGCCUCAUGACCAUCGCGGUAGGAACGGAUUAUUGGCUUUACUCGCCCGGAGUGUGUCGCACCGAGAGCACGGGCGACAACGAGACCGCCCAAAAGAACGAAGAGGUUCUCACGCACUCGGGGCUCUGGCGCCAGUGCUGCAUGGAAGGUCUGUUCACAGGUGUGUGUAAAAACAUUGAUCAUUUCCCAGAAGACGCUGAAUACGAACAAGAUGCAGCAGAAUACUUGCUCCGAGCAGUGCGUGCCUCCAGUCUUUUCCCCAUCAUGAGUGUUGGGCUGCUGUUUAUUGGUGGAGUGUGUGUCGCUGCCAGUGAGUUCUACAAAAACCGCCACAACGUCAUCCUGAGCGCAGGACUAUUCUUCGUCUCCGCCGGUCUCAGUAACAUUAUCGGGAUCAUCGUGUACAUUUCCGCUAACGCCGGAGAUCCGAAUCAGAGCGAGUCGAAGCGGAGUCACUGGUACGGCUGGAGCUUCUACUGCGGCGCGCUCUCCUUCAUCAUGGCGGAGACGGUGGGCGCGCUCACGGUGCACCUCUUCAUCGACUCGCACCGCACGCGCACUUUCCGCCGUGCGCCUCGGAACCGCGUGCACGCGUCGCUCCAGAACCGCCGCUCCUCCAGCUACCGCUCGCGCUACCGCGGCCACGUGCACGCGCACGCUCUCCCGCGCUCGCCAGGCGCCGGCCGCCCGAGCAACGACGAGGUCGCGCUCCGCUCGCUCCGUUACGCGCCGGCCACGCCCCACGGGCUCGCGCACGCUCAUUACAUCAAAGCGGAGAACGGCCUCGCCUUUCACGCGCACAGCCACGGCGUGUAUCACGAGAAGGAGAACCCCUGCGCGCUCACGCCGAAGAAAAAGUGCGCGCUCCCGCUUCUGAGCAGCAGCAGCAGCGCCGCCACGCGGAGAACCACACCGGUGUGA
Ictalurus furcatus (blue catfish) is the source of this 1011-nucleotide messenger RNA. RefSeq names its product calcium channel, voltage-dependent, gamma subunit 3a (gene cacng3a). The record is from RefSeq and is a predicted model, not a curated record. The coding region runs from base 28 to 1011 and encodes 327 amino acids. Gene Ontology annotation, biological process: positive regulation of synaptic transmission, glutamatergic; regulation of AMPA receptor activity; postsynaptic neurotransmitter receptor diffusion trapping. Gene Ontology annotation, cellular component: AMPA glutamate receptor complex; postsynaptic density membrane. Lineage: Eukaryota; Metazoa; Chordata; Actinopteri; Siluriformes; Ictaluridae. Gene Ontology annotation, molecular function: voltage-gated calcium channel activity; channel regulator activity. The transcript has 4 exons.